CCGAACGUCGACGCGCUCAGACAAGUUUCCUGAAUACUCGCAAUGAAGAUCAUCUGGGGCCUCGUACUGCUGCUGAGUCCCGUGCUGGGCACCUCUCUGCGGGAGAACUACUGCGAGCGGAAUGUGACCGUGCGGUCCGUGCAGCCCGUAACCAAGCAGCGGACCAUUGUUAAGCCACCGUCCAAGUGGAAGUUCUGGAAGAAGCCCGAGAAGAAGACCGAGUUCUACAACGCCGAGGAGGAGCAGGUCACCUACAAGCUGGUCAGCGAGUGCUGCCAGGGAUUCGUCCAGGUGGAGUCUGGUCUCUGCGAACCCGUCUGCGAUCGGGGCUGUCCCGCCCAUGCCAGUUGUGUGGCGCCGCAACGGUGUCAGUGCAUCAGCGGUUACAUCUCCGCCCUGAACCACCAGGACGGCACCCACUACUGCGAGCCCAUCUGCGAGAGGGGCUGCGCCAGUGGCUCCCAGUGCGUGUCGCCCAACACUUGUGCCUGUCGCGAGGGCUACAAGCACUUGGCCCCCUCCGGCGACGGUGUCAGUGGCGACUGCGUGCCCACCUGCCAGCUGGGUGACGGCUGUGCCAACGGAAAGUGCAUCGACGUGGAGCGCUGCUCCUGCAAUCCGGGGUAUCUGUGGGACAAGGAGGAGGACAGAUGCGCGGAGGUCAGUGCCGAGUCGAUCGCCGAUGAGCUGGACACAACGGAAUACAGUACAAUGGAGGCAGCCAUUGCCACCGAGACUGGCGCCACCGACUGCGCCGAGGACUUUAUACUCUUCCGCGGCGAGUGCCGGGAGAAACAGUUCAACAGCAACGAGGCGGGCUGUCUCCAGGGCGGCUGUGGUCCCCACCAGACCUGCAGCGAGUCGGGCCUCUGCCAGUGUGCGGACGGCUACCUUCAGGAGGAGAGCGCCGAUCAGAACGCCACUCUCAGCUGUCGUCGCACCCUGCUCGACCAGAUACUCAGCCUCGACGCAGCUACCGAUGACGAGGACGAGCUGAAUCCCUGGACCAUUCCCAUCAUUGGUGUGGCCAGCGGCGCGCUCUUCGUGCUGCUUCUGGUGGGUCUGCUCGGCGGAAUGCGCCAUCGCCAGAGACGAACUGCGCCCAAGCCCAAGGAGGGGGAGCUCCAGUGUCAGUUCUCGCAGAAGAGCUACGACGUGGACGAGUUGGUGCCAUGAGGGGAAUGUGGUCAGUGGGGUCUCAUGAGUUCGGCUGUGUUAGAUCAUCUUUGAUUUGUAUAUUAUAAAUAUUAUUUGAGAAUAAAGCUUAC
Molecule: messenger RNA, 1268 nt
Organism: Drosophila obscura
Lineage: Eukaryota; Metazoa; Arthropoda; Insecta; Diptera; Drosophilidae
Product: multiple epidermal growth factor-like domains protein 10
Exons: 1
Coding region: 43-1176 (377 amino acids)
Source: RefSeq, a predicted model, not a curated record